CUUCCUAAUCUUUCUCAUUCUUAGUUCAUCACUCAUUUCACCAUAAUCCUAAUUUUUUAUUUUCCUUUCCUUUUAUAUUAAAUAAAUAAUAAUAAUAAUAAUUAAUUUCCCUUUAUAAAAACCCAUUUUCUUUUUCUUUUUCCUCAAAGAAAACUAAAACUAAACCCUGUUUUCUUUUUCCAAACCAUAACCAACCAUAAUCAGUGUCACUGUGCCGUCACCGUCUUUUCAUCUUCCGUAAGUAACAAUCUAACCGUCGAUGUCGAACCGCUUCAAUCCCGAUCUGGCCGAGAAUGAUCCGACGUCGUUUUCACCUCGAUCGCUCUAUCUUCGUUAUUUAUCAUCGCUAUCGCAAAACCAAAACCAGAACCAAAACCUGAACCUGAACCAGAACAAUCAAAGUAAUGAGGUUCGAUUUUCACCUCAAAUUCAAAACCCUAGUGGUGAGAAUCAAACCCUAGAAGAUGUUUUUUCUCGUCUUUCUGUUAAUAAUGUUAAUAAUCAAUCUUAUGGUUAUGGUGUUGGUGUCAAUUCUGUUGUUGAUUCCCCUUAUUAUAACUAUGGGAUUCAAGCUCGUGAAACAACUGGUUUCAAUAGACCUAAUAUUGUUAACGGUGGCGGGGUAAUUUCUCCCCCGCCGCAGAAUCUUUUUAUCAGGUCUGAUAAUAGAGAUGUCUAUGGGUUUAAUGGGUUUAAUAAUGAUUAUGCUGUUUUAGCUAGGCAAAGUGGUUAUGUUGGUUAUGGUAAUGGGGGUGUUGUUGGUGGUGGUGGUGGUGAUGAAUUGCUUGGAAAGAUUCAAUUUGGUUUGAUGAAUGAAUCCUCUGUGCAGAAUGUUUCUUGGGGGGUUAAUGUUAAUGAUGUUGUGAAUGUGAAUAAUGUGAAUGGAAGGAAUUCACAUUGGUUUGACGAUUUUCGUGGGAGGGUUUUUUCAAUGGCUAAGGAUCAUCAUGGAAGUAAGAUUUUGCAGGAUUUGAUUGAUAAUUUCAAAGGUGAAGCUGUUUAUUACAUUUUCUUGGAGCUGAUAAGUCAUAUGGUUGAGCUCAUGCCUGAUCCAGCUGGUAGUCAGGUUGUUCAAAAGAUGGUUGGAUUUUGCAAUCAAGAUCAACAGACUAGGAUUGUUUUGAACAUCACUAACCAUAGUCUUCAGUUGAUCAAAAUUUGCCUUAAUCUUCAUGGUUCUCGUGCUGUUGAGAAGCUGUUGGAGAAGGUUACCACCAGACAACAAAGAACUCUAAUUAUGUCAGCUUUGACUCCAAGUGCUAUUUUGAUGUCUAAGGAUAUAAAUGGUCACCGUGUGGUUCUUCAUUGUUUGAAAAAUUUCCCACAUGAAGAAACUAAGCAAUUCCUGUAUGUUCUUGCAAAAAACACUUUGUCAAUUGCAAAAGAUAAGACCGGAUGUUGUGUGCUGCAGUAUUGUGCUAGCCAUACUCAAGGAGAAGCUAAGGAUCACCUGAUCGAUGACAUUGUCCUUAAUGCACCACUAUUAGCAGAAGAUUGUUACGGCAACUAUGUGAUUCAACAUCUAUUGUCUCUGAAAAUUCCCAGAGUCUCGAACAACUUAUUCAGUCAGCUUAAAGGACAAUUUAUAUAUCUUGCCUGCAAUAAAUAUGGCAGUAAUGUAGUGGAAAAAUUUUUCCAAGACGCAGGAGUUAAUCUAUCUGCACACAUCAUUGUGGAGUUGCUUCGUGAUUCAAGUGUAUCAAGGCUCCUUGUGGAUCCAUAUGGAAAUUAUGUCAUCAGUUCGGCAUUGACAAGAUUUAAGGGUGCUCAUAACAUUAAGAAUGCCCUGCUGCAGCUGAUCCAAACUAAUUCUCAAAUGAUGCGUACCAAUAUGUAUGGCAAAAAGUUGCUUGAUAAGUUUGAGGGAAGAAAUCAGUAUCUAUAAACAUAGUGUUUCAUACCUACUAGGAGUAACCCUUUUUAUGUAUCUUCUUUUGUUUAUUUGUUUAUGUUCCUGUUUCUUUUACCCUGGUACGUACUAAUUAUGUCUUAGGCAGUUAUUAAAAAAAAAAUUGUGUCUUAGGCAGUUAUCCCAUAAAAAAAAUCUAGUGUCUUUAAGCUGUUAUCCCCCCCCAAAAAAAUAGUGUCUUAGGCUAUGUGUGUCUGUUGUUUCAUUAGUUUCUUUUUCAGAUUUUUGUUGUUGUUGUUGGCAUGGAAGGACUUAGUUUGUGGAACAGUUUAUAUUGGACUAGAGAGGACAGUGCUCAGCAGCUGUAUAGGAGUUUACCUCAUGUGUGUUUAUUGCAAUGGAAGCUGUAGCGGGUCUCACAAGUUAUGAUAUCUAGAGCUGUAUUUUUUGUGACUUUACUGUUAUUGUUGCUCUAUAUUAUGUGUCCAAUAAGAGAAUAAUGUGGAUUGAUAAAUUUAGGUGACUCUUUGUUCCUUGUAACUUUGUCCUGUGGGUCGUUUUGUCUUUGUCCUGUGGGUCGUUUUGUUUUAGAUUUUUGCAGAAUUAUAAGUUUGGAUCAAAACUUGGUAGAAUAAUAUGUUAUGACUUUUUUGUUUACAAUUGUUCAUUUCUACUC
This is a messenger RNA of Trifolium pratense (red clover), 2525 nucleotides long. Its product is annotated as pumilio homolog 12-like. The record is from RefSeq and is a predicted model, not a curated record. The coding region runs from base 260 to 1885 and encodes 541 amino acids. The transcript has 5 exons. Gene Ontology annotation, cellular component: cytoplasm. Gene Ontology annotation, biological process: post-transcriptional regulation of gene expression. Gene Ontology annotation, molecular function: mRNA binding. NCBI's taxonomy places the organism in Eukaryota, Viridiplantae, Streptophyta, Magnoliopsida, Fabales, Fabaceae.